Molecule: messenger RNA, 2034 nt
Organism: Scheffersomyces amazonensis
Lineage: Eukaryota; Fungi; Ascomycota; Pichiomycetes; Serinales; Debaryomycetaceae
Exons: 2
Coding region: 1-2034 (677 amino acids)
Biological process (GO): regulation of DNA-templated transcription
Cellular component (GO): nucleus
Molecular function (GO): transcription cis-regulatory region binding; DNA-binding transcription factor activity
Source: RefSeq, a predicted model, not a curated record
AUGGCUGCGACAAGAUGUUGCGACAUGCUAGUGGCUGCCGCAAGCCAGGAGAAAGUCUCUACGACAACAAUGCUUGUAGAAAUCGGAGGAGCGCAGGCCCUUUUACAGUUAGGAUCCAAACAUAAGGAUGGAACUGAAGAAGGUACUGGAGACGAAUCCAUUGGAGAAGAAGAAGAAGUUGUAGAAGAAGUUGAACAUGAACAUGGACAUGAACAUGGACAUGAAUUAGAUGAUGACAAUUUAGUGGAUGACGAAGAUGAGGUUGAAAAAGCCAAUAAUCAACAAAUUAACGAUGCGGUUGAAGCUGCCGUUAUGAGAUAUGUUGGUGGAACAUUAGAAGCUGCCCAUCAAACCAAUAAUAUUAAUAAUAUUAAUAAACGGAAUAAACGGAAAUUACCCGAUGAUAUAAUUAAUAAUUUAAAUGAAUUUAAUCAAUGGACAGGAUUUUUAGAUGAUAGUAUUACUGAAGGUAGUGAUUUUUAUAGUACUACUAAUAGAUCUCCUAAUAAACGGAAAAAGAGAGAUCUGCAUUCUAAUGGUAUUGAUCCUGAAUUAGAAGGCUUAGGAACUUCUGAACAUGAUCAAUUGGUUCAAGCGGCUAUUAAUGAUGCUAGAGAAUUGGCUAAACAUAUAAAUCAAGAUCAAAAUCAUUAUGGUGAAGAUAAUAAUUCAUCAAUUCAAAAUUCCAUUUCGGCUAUAACUCAAUUGGCUAAUGCUGCUACAACUUUAUCGAGAAAGCCAAAUGCAAAGGGUUCAUCUUCUAGUAUCAGAGGUAAUAACAAUAACAACAGUAUCAACAAUAUCAACAAUAAUAAUAAUAACAAUAAUCAAUCUGAUACCAAUGGUAAACGUGUGAAUAAUGAUUUUAAACCGUUGGCUAUUAAACGUAAAUUCAAUCAUUUAACAAAUGUAGAAACUUUGGUUGAAGAAGCGUCUGCUCAAGCAUGUGCAUGGUUUAAUUCUUUACCUAAUACUCAAGAAAAGGGUCCUAGAAAGUUUUCUCCAGAAGAAUUAAGUGCUUUAGAUCAUUUUAUUGAAGGGUAUUGUCAUUUAAAUAAAUGGACAAGAGAAGAUGUUUGUAAUCGUAUAUGGUCAAAUGAGAGAAAGAAAGAUAAUUUUUGGGAAUCACUUACUAGAGUAUUACCCUAUAGAUCUAAAGCAUCUAUUUAUAAACAUGUUAAAAGACAAUAUCAUAUAUUUGAUGUUCGAGCUAAAUGGUCACCAGAAGAUGAUGCAUUAUUACAAAAAUUAAGUUUAACUCAUGAAGGUAAAUGGAGAUUAAUUGGUGAAGCUAUGGGUAGAAUGCCCGAAGAUUGUCGUGAUAGAUGGAGAAAUUAUGUUAAAUGUGGAGAUAAUAGAAGUUCAAAUAAAUGGAGUGAAGAAGAAGAGAAUAACUUAAGAAAUAUUGUUACAGAAAUGACUCAAACCACAAAAAAUGGAACUAUUAAUUGGACUAUAGUUAGUGAAAGAAUGAAUGGUACAAGAUCAAGAAUUCAAUGUCGUUAUAAAUGGACAAAAUUACUUAAGAAGGAUGCAUCUGAGAAAUCAGUAUUUAUGCCUCUGGAAACAAGACUUUGGUUAUUACAACAAAUUAAAGAUGUUAAUUAUGCCAAUAUGGAUGAAAUAGAUUGGGAAGCCUUAGGUAAUUUAUAUAAGGAAUUACCUAAAGAUAGUAAUAAUCUUGAUGAUACAAUGGAAUGGGUUGCAUCUGAUUUUAAGACUGUAUUUGAGAAAAUGAGAUUAGAAAUCAGUAAUUUCCGAAAAAUGCCAUUAAAACAAAUUAUUACUAGAUUAUUAGAUUCUAACUAUAAACAAAUGCGCAUUAUGAGACUUGCAGAAGAGCAAUUAAUUACUAAACCUCCCCUGACUACAACAUCUACCAAUACUUCGACUAGUAAUAAUCACAAUCAUAACAAUAAUAAUAGACUUGAUCCUAAUGAUCCCGAAUCUAUCGCCAAUGCGGCAGUAGCAGCCGUAUCAUCUACUGUAUCAGCCGAUGAUGUUCAGCACCAGGAGUACAGCUUAUGGCGAUAA